GGCUCUUUUUGUAGUCUCUCCAGGGGAAAAAAUGUCUGCAGCAUGCGGCUUCGUUUCACUCCACACUGGGCAGAAGAUGCCUCUCAUAGGAUUGGGAACGUGGAAAAGUGAACCUGGCCAAGUGAAAGCAGCAGUGAAAUACGCCCUCAGUGCAGGUUAUCGCCACAUCGAUUGCGCAGCAGCUUACUGCAAUGAAGCGGAGAUCGGUGAAGCUCUCCAGGAAUGCCUUGGGCCCAACAAGGAUAUUAAAAGGCAGGACCUGUUUGUAACAUCAAAGCUCUGGAAUACCAAGCACCACCCAGAUGAUGUAGAGCCAGCAUUAAGGAAAACACUUGGUGAUUUGAAACUGGAUUACCUGGAUCUGUACCUCAUGCACUGGCCUCACGCUUUUGAACGAGGAGACAAUAUCUUCCCGAAGAAUCCUGAUAACACGAUGCGUUAUGAUUACACUGAUUACAAGGACACCUGGAAGGCUAUGGAGAAGCUGGUAGAGAAAGGUCUUGUGAAAGCCAUUGGGCUGUCAAACUUCAACAGUCGUCAGAUUGAUGAUGUAUUAAGUGUGGCUACUGUGAAACCAGCCGUGCUGCAGGUAGAAUGCCAUCCUUACCUAGCUCAGAAUGAGCUGAUAGCUCACUGCCAGAAGAGAGGAUUGGUUGUCACUGCCUACAGUCCCCUUGGUUCUCCAGACCGCAUGUGGAAACACCCAGAUGAGCCUGUGCUUCUAGAGGAGCCUGGGAUCAAAACACUGGCAGAAAAAUACAGCAAGUCACCUGCACAGAUCAUCCUCAGAUGGCAAGUGCAGCGUAAAGUGAUUGCCAUUCCCAAGAGCAUCACUCCGGCUCGCAUUCAGCAGAACAUCCAGGUGUUUGAUUUCAGUCUCACAGAGGAGGAAAUGAACCACAUUGGAAGCCUGAAUAAAAACUGGCGUUACAUUGUGCCAAUGAUUACGGUGAAUGGAAAGCUAGUAGCAAGAGAUGCUGGACAUCCCUAUUACCCCUUCAAUGAUCCUUAUUAGCUACUGGAAAAUGAAGUGUUAGAGUAACAUGCUCCUCUGCAUGCCCUUCCUCAAAAUAAUUGUUGCUAAAUUUGCCAGAACACCUAUCCAGAAAAAUCCUUCUUUCCUGAGUAGAUUUUCUUACAAUAUACUGCUCUGAUAGACCUCUUCUACAGAGAUACUGGAGCUUCCACGCCAGAGUUUGUUGAUUUGUGACAAUGAAUGCAGGCUUGCUCCUGGAAGCAUCAAAUCUUUGGGGAACUAGAGAGAGUAGGUGAGUCUAAAUCAAGUUCUAAAUAUGUCAUUAUCAGGCUAGGGCAAUUCUUUGGGUUUAUUGCCUGUGAAACAGUUUUGAAAGUUUUAGUUAUUACCGGGGAGGGGGGGAAAGGUGAAGGC
Molecule: messenger RNA, 1390 nt
Organism: Indicator indicator
Lineage: Eukaryota; Metazoa; Chordata; Aves; Piciformes; Indicatoridae
Gene: AKR1A1
Product: aldo-keto reductase family 1 member A1
Exons: 9
Coding region: 32-1015 (327 amino acids)
Biological process (GO): aldehyde catabolic process
Cellular component (GO): cytosol
Molecular function (GO): aldose reductase (NADPH) activity
Source: RefSeq, a predicted model, not a curated record